ACAUUUCCGAAAAUUCAUUGCCUGGUUGACAAUUGCCAUCCAUCGCGAAUAUUAAAAAAAUUCAUUGAACGACGAUCAGUAAAGGCCUCCUCCAUCUUUGAAAACCAGACUAGGAAUCAUAGUGAAUUAAGUGAGAAUGUCGUUCCUUUCAUACCGUUUAGCCAGCUCUGUGGCCCGUGCUUUGCCAAAAACAGCAUCACAGAUCGCUGCCAAGGCUGCCUUCCCUGCUGCGUCGAUUGCUUCACGCAAAUUCCAUGUAUCAUGCAGUCAACGCGCUGCCGAAAUUUCUUCCAUUUUGGAGGAAAGAAUUAUGGGCUCAGCUCCAAAGGCCGAUCUUGAAGAAACUGGCCGUGUAUUGAGCAUUGGUGACGGUAUCGCUCGUGUGUAUGGUCUAACCAACAUUCAAGCCGAUGAGAUGGUGGAAUUCUCUUCUGGAUUAAAGGGAAUGGCCUUGAAUUUGGAACCUGACAACGUCGGUAUUGUCGUUUUCGGUAACGAUAAGUUGAUCAAGGAAGGUGAUAUUGUCAAGCGUACCGGUGCUAUUGUCGACGUACCAGUCGGUGAAGAAAUUUUGGGCCGUGUCGUCGAUGCUUUGGGUAAUCCAAUUGACGGUAAGGGUCCACUUGGAACUAAACAACGUUUCCGUGUCGGAACAAAGGCCCCAGGUAUCAUUCCUCGUGUAUCUGUACGCGAACCUAUGCAAACUGGUAUUAAGGCCGUCGAUUCAUUGGUACCGAUUGGUCGUGGUCAACGUGAGUUGAUCAUUGGUGACAGACAGACUGGUAAAACUGCUUUGGCCAUCGACACCAUCAUCAACCAAAAGCGUUUCAAUGACGGCCAGGAGGAAUCCAAGAAAUUGUACUGUAUCUACGUUGCCAUUGGCCAAAAGAGAUCAACUGUUGCCCAGAUUCUUAAGCGUUUGACAGACAGUGGUGCUAUUGGAUAUACCAUUAUUGUAUCCGCUACCGCCUCCGAUGCUGCUCCUUUGCAAUAUUUGGCUCCUUAUUCUGGUUGCGCCAUGGGAGAAUUCUUCCGUGACAACGGCAAACACGCAUUGAUCAUCUACGACGAUUUGUCCAAACAGGCUGUCGCCUACCGUCAAAUGUCCCUAUUGUUGCGUCGUCCACCAGGUCGUGAAGCUUAUCCCGGUGAUGUAUUCUACCUUCACUCCCGUUUACUCGAACGUGCCGCCAAGAUGUCGCCAACUCUCGGUGGUGGUUCAUUGACCGCUCUGCCAGUCAUUGAAACCCAAGCUGGUGAUGUGUCCGCCUACAUUCCCACCAAUGUCAUUUCGAUCACUGACGGACAGAUCUUCUUGGAAACUGAAUUGUUCUACAAGGGUAUCCGACCAGCCAUCAACGUCGGUUUGUCUGUAUCCCGUGUCGGUUCAGCUGCCCAGACCAAAGCCAUGAAACAAGUCGCUGGCUCCAUGAAAUUGGAAUUGGCCCAAUACCGUGAAGUAGCUGCUUUCGCCCAGUUCGGUUCCGAUUUGGAUGCAUCCACACAACAAUUGUUGAACCGAGGUGUUCGUCUUACCGAACUCUUGAAACAAGGACAAUACGUUCCAAUGGCUAUUGAAGAACAAGUUGCCGUUAUCUUCUGUGGUGUCCGAGGCUAUUUGGACAAAAUGGAUCCAUCCAAGAUCACCAAAUUCGAAACAGAAUUCUUGCAACAUGUCAAGACAAACGAAGCUGCUCUUCUCAAGCAAAUCGCCACCGAUGGUCAAAUCACCGAUGCAUCAAACACCAAGCUUAAGGAUGUUGUCACAAAAUUCUUGAGCACAUUCUCACAGUAAAUGUUGCAUUAAUAGUCAGUAUAUCCGAAAGCCAAUUAUAAUGGUAAAAUGUGAAACAAAUUUCUAUUAACAUCAAAAAAAGGCAUUCAUUUGCAUCCACAACACACAAACCGUUGUUUGUAUUUUUAAUUUACUUGUUAUGUAAUCAGAGGAGCGAACACUUUUUUUCGAAACCUAUAAGAAUGUGUAGAA
Bradysia coprophila is the source of this 1987-nucleotide messenger RNA. It is a transcript of the gene blw, whose product is annotated as ATP synthase subunit alpha blw, mitochondrial. NCBI's taxonomy places the organism in Eukaryota, Metazoa, Arthropoda, Insecta, Diptera, Sciaridae. The record is from RefSeq and is a predicted model, not a curated record. Gene Ontology annotation, molecular function: proton-transporting ATP synthase activity, rotational mechanism; ADP binding; ATP binding. Gene Ontology annotation, biological process: proton motive force-driven ATP synthesis; proton transmembrane transport.